Molecule: messenger RNA, 2181 nt
Organism: Paramormyrops kingsleyae
Lineage: Eukaryota; Metazoa; Chordata; Actinopteri; Osteoglossiformes; Mormyridae
Gene: atp1b1a
Product: ATPase Na+/K+ transporting subunit beta 1a
Biological process (GO): sodium ion export across plasma membrane; potassium ion import across plasma membrane; intracellular potassium ion homeostasis
Cellular component (GO): sodium:potassium-exchanging ATPase complex
Molecular function (GO): ATPase activator activity
Source: RefSeq, a predicted model, not a curated record
CGGAGCCGAGAGUCGGCAGCGAUAUAUGUGUGGGGGUACAUUAAUGCAAGCUGGGCAGAGCGCUGUCUUUUUCGAAAACGAGAACAGGAGGGGAGGUUCCCAUCAGUAGUAUACCUGAGGGCAGUAACACAAAGGAAAAAACAGAUCGUUCACUUUUUAGGAAAUAAAAAGGGAACCGAAGUAACUCGCGAUGCCCGCUUCAAAUAAAGACGGUGAUGAUGGUUGGAAGAAGUUUCUUUGGAAUUCGGAAAAGAAGGAAUUGCUAGGACGGACUGCGGGGAGUUGGUCCAAGAUCCUCCUGUUCUAUGUGAUCUUCUACGGCUGCUUGGCUGGAAUAUUUAUUGGGACCAUCCAAGCCCUGCUACUCACCAUCAGCGAGUACAAACCCACAUACCAGGACAGAGUCGCACCACCGGGUUUAACACACACCCCUAAGUCUGACAAAUCCGAGCUGUCCUUCAAAAUGUCGGACCCGAUGACAUACUUAAAAUAUACAAAAGGCUUGACAGAAUUUCUAAAGAUGUAUGAUGAUGAAGUGCAAGAAGGUAAAUUUGAAGACUGUGGAGAUACCCCAGGAGAGUACAAGAACAGGGGCGAUAUAGACGACAACGAAGGUGUCAGGGACUCGUGUCGUUUCAAGAGGACCUGGUUGGGCCCCUGCUCUGGUCUGACUGAUACAGAGUUCGGGUUCAAGGAAGGGAAACCCUGCCUGAUCGUCAAACUCAACAGGAUAGUCAACUUCAGACCAAAGCCUCCGAUGUCCAACAGCUCCAUCCCCGAGGAAGCCCAGUAUAAAGUGCAGCCCAAUGUGAUUCCCCUCUACUGUACAAACAAGAGGGAAGAGGACGCCGGGAAGGUCGGCGAGGUCCGGUACCAUGGCAUUGGCGCUGGCUUCCCCUUGCAGUACUACCCCUACUACGGCAAGGCACUGCAGCCAAAUUACCUCCAGCCUCUGGUGGCCAUCCAGUUUGUCAACCUCACGAUUGGCACGGAGCUGCGCAUCGACUGCCGGGUCUACGGCGAGAACAUUAACUACAGUGAUAAGGACCGUUACCAGGGACGCUUCGACAUCAAGAUCACGGUCGAGUCAUGACCUCGGCUCUCAAAAAUAGCACAUUCUGCCCCAUUUCAAAACCAACAAAAUGUAGAAAAGAGGAAAAAAAAAGAAUAGUCUUGAACAAACUGUCAUAAAUACGGGACCUACACUUAAUCUGUACGCUUUACACUAGCUUUUCAGCAUCUUUUAGGCUUAGAUUGUAAAUUACAGGAAGUAGCAAUAGCAGAGUAUUUAUUCUACUGUAAAUGAUAAUUCCUUGAGCCAUGGGACAUGUUCAUUACUGUAAAUUAUAAUUCCACUACUGAUAUGUAGCGAGCAGUGUUUUGUCCCUUAAGUAUUGCUGCCUUGUGUGGUUUCUAUAUAUUUUUGGAGUGUACAGUAAAAGUAGUCGCAAACAACUGUUCCUUUCCAAGCCAUGUUGUAAUUUUACGUUCUCUUAUGUGAGCAAGCUUUAGCGGUCCAAGGUGUGUGUGUGUGUGUGUGUGUGUGUGUGUGUGCGCGUGUGUGUGUGCGUGUGCGUCUACUUGCUAUCUGAAGGUACUGACAUGGUAUGUUCUGCUCCUGGGGCUGUGUGGGAGGAGAUGACUGCACUCCACGGAAACCUACUUUUUUUUUUUCCCUUUGUCUUCUAGUCAAUGAUUGGGGGGGGGGCUAAAUUUUGCAUCACAUUGGUUUAGUUUUCUUCCUCCUUUUCGAAUCACUGUUAAAUGUAGGACAAGGGGGAUUAUUAUGCUUCUUGGGGCAGGGGAAGGUGCUUGCAGGUUUUCCAUUCGCGUUAGAUUUUGUGUAGAGCUGUUGCCUUAAUGGCAAUGGUGCCAACUCAGUGCUUUUAAAGAGGAAAACGUUUUGCUGGAGACAUCACAUGACGUGGUGUGACUUUCUGAUGAAUGUUUUAGCCAUUUUCAUUUUAUAUUUAUGCAGUUGUGCAUUUUUUUUCUUUUUUUCUGCAGGAAAAAAAUAAAAUACCAAAGCCAACGGUCAAAGUUUCAAACCCUAAGCAGUGCCCGUGUAAUUGGUUGUUUCGGUGUUAAUGUGCAAGUCUGUACAUCCGUAAAACUUUCAGGAGUCAAUCCGCUCUUGUUGUUCAUUUAAUCUGGGUAAGGAAAAAUAAAAUGGAGAAAAUA